GACGUGAACUUUUCACCACGCUUUUACUGAUUGGAUUUCUACGCUCAAGCACCGCCCUUGCUGUUACCAUGGAAACGUGGAAAGCCGAUCUAAGGAUUACAGACAUGCUUUUAGCUUACUGGUUAUUGGCGUUAUAUUAUUGACAGCACUUCAUUCAAAAUUCAUACAUCAACUUGCGCUUAAAAAUAAAAGCUAGCAUGUCUUCAGGACCAAUGGAGAUGAAAGACAGUUCCAAAUGGCUCGAUGCACACUAUGAUCCAGUUGCCAAUUUAUAUACUUUUUCUUCAUGCAUCGCUCUGGCAGACUUGCAUGGAGAUGGUGAGAACAAGGUGAGAAUUUUUUUGGUAUUUCUCAAAGUCAGGGAUGUUUCCUUGGUAUGGACGGGUCCUACAGAGGCUAGCCAAGAGUCCUUCCUGUCAUUCAGAGAGCACAUAAAGACAUGCAGAAGUGCCCAUGAGCGAGGCACCUAACCCCCAACUGCUCCCUGGGCGCUGUAGCAUGGCUGCCCACUGCUCUGAGACAAACACAGGCAUGGCUGAAAAUUCUCUGAACAAAGGACGCAGUUUUUGGUCGAAUUCAAAGGAUCCUAGAUGUCGGAACAGUCCUUCAGCAGGAUUCGAUGACAUGGCAUCCUUCAGAUCCUUCCUUCACAUUAAGAAACACUUUUUGUCUUAAUCCAUUUUCAUGUGCAUGCCCCAAGAUGUAUACUUGUAUUAUAUGGACCUACCAUGUAGCCACACUCAUUAGCCAUUUAAUCAAGUGCACUUGCCAUAUACACUCCAUCCAUUAUCUGUAGCCGUUUAUCCUGUUCUACAGGGUCGCAGGCAAGCUGGAGCCUAUCCCAGCUGACUAUGGGUGUGAGGCGGGGUACACCCUGGACAAGUCGCCAAGUUAUCGCAGGGCUGACACAGAGACAAACAACCAUUCACACUCACAUUCACACCUACGGUCAAUUUAGAGCAUCUAAUUAACCUAACCUGCAUGUCUUUGGACUGUGGGGGAAACCGGAGCACCUGGAGGAAACCCACGCAGACACGGGGAGAACAUGCAAACUCCACACAGAAAGGCCCUCGCUGGCCGCUGGGCUCGAACCCAGGACCUUCUUGCUGUGAGGCAAUAGUGCUAACCACUACACGUUUUUAUUUAUGACAUUUGAUAGAUGUCUUAUCCAGAGCGACUUAUUGUAGUGCUUCUUAUCACAUACUGGUUCACUUGGUCAGAGACUAAGAAAAACCCUUUUGGUGAGGUUAAUAUACUCACCAUGCACUUUAUUAGGAAUACCAGUAUACCUGCACAUUCAUAUGAUCAUCCAGUUAGCCAAUCAUGUGACGACAGCAGCAGAUGCAAGUCAAGAGCUUGAAGUAAGAGUCACAUCAGACAUCAGAAUGGGGGAAAAUGUGAUCUCGGUGACUCUCACAAUGACCAUGGCCUGGUUGUCGGUGCCAGACAGGCUGGUUUAGGUAUUUCCGAAACUGAUGAUCUCCUAUGAAGCCUCCUGAUAAAAUGUGCCUACUGAUUGUGGUGUAAUGCUUAUCACAUUUAUCACACACGGACUUUUCUUAUUUUAUUUGGUGUGUGUGUGUGUGUGUAUACAUGACAGUUGGUGGUGGGUGAUCUAGGUACAGGAGCAAGCAACAUGAAGCUGAAGGUGUUUCGUGGCACUGGGCUGCUCAGUGAGAACACCCUCCUGGACCUGCCCACUGGUCUGGUGUCUUUCCUCAUGGACCAACAUGAGCCUCGCACUCCCGCCAUCGCUGUGGCCUCAGGCCCCUUCAUCUAUAUCUACAAGAACCUGCGGCCCUAUUUCAAGUUCACUCUGCCAACCCUAGAGGUCAACCCCCUGGAGCAGGAUGUAUGGAAUCAGGCUAGAGGGGAUAUGAUUGACCCAAUGACACUAAAAGAAAUGUUAGAGGGUAUAAGAGACAAAGCUGACAUCGCACUAUCAGUCAGAUCACUACGGUUCCUCAUGCUUGAACCACAGGAAAUGGAGUCUUACGUUAACCUUCUCAAAGAGCAACCCAUACGCAGACAGACGGUCAUUACAUGCAUAGGGACACUGAAAAAGAACAUGGCGGAUGAUGAUGCCGUCAGCUGUCUGGUUAUCGGCACAGAAAGUCAAGAUGUUUAUAUCUUGGACCCGGAAGCCUUUACAAUUCUUUCAAAGAUGUCACUUCCCAGUGUCCCUACACUCAUGGAUGUGACUGGUCAGUUUGAUGUCGAGUUCAGAAUCAUUGUAGCCUGUCGCAAUGGGAACAUCUAUAUAUUGCGCAGGGACUCGCAGAAGCCCAAAUACUGCAUUGAGCUGUCCUCUCACCCUGUUGGACUGGUCAGGAUGGGAAAGAACGUGGUAGUGGGCUGUGCUCAGGAAACUAUGCAGAGUUUCACUCAGAAGGGGAAGAAGUUGUGGACGACUUACCUGCCUGCUCCAGUCACCAGUAUGGCCCUGCUGGACUUGCCCACACGGGGCUUCCAGGCCGUACUGGUGGCCCUGGCUAACUGUGAGGUCCAUGUGUACCGGGACAAGAACGUAGUCAGCACCAUCAAAACGCCGGACGUAGUGACCAGCAUUUGUUUUGGCCGUUAUGGUCGUGAAGAUGGAACGCUAAUCAUGACUACCAAAGGAGGAGGUCUGAUCGUUAAGAUCCUGAAGAGGACGGCUGUGUUUGAUGAUCGGGACGCCAUCUCUGGUCCUCCAAUAGCCCAGAGCAUCCGAAUAAACGUGCCUAAAAAAACCAAGCUUUAUGUGGACCAGACCAUGAGAGAAAGGGAGAAUGCUGUGGCCAUGCACAGAGCCUUCCAAAUGGACCUGAGCAGGCUGCGGCUAGCUGCAGCCAGGGCCUACGUCAAAGCCCUGGAGUCCAGCCUCACUCCUAUCUCAGCCAGCUUGACAGAACCUCUAAAGAUGAAUGCGGUGGUUCAGGGUUUAGGCCCGUCCUUCAAACUCACUCUGAACAUCCAGAACACUGCAGCAUGCCGCCCUGUAAUGAACCUAGCCAUCAGUUUCCUGUACAAUGAGAAUUUGUACAGCAUGAGGGCAGCCUUCUUUAAGAUCCCCCUGCUGGUUCCAGGGCUAAAUUAUCCCAUUGACACAUUUGUGGAGUGUCUGAGUGAUAAAGGGAUUUCAGACAUCAUCAAAGUGUUUGUGCUGAGAGAAGGGAAGAGCACACCGCUCCUCACCGCGCACAUUAACAUGCCCGUAAGCGAAGGGCUGGCACUCAGCUAGGACACAUGGAUAAGAUGGCCCCUGUACACACUAGUACUGGAUGAGCUUGUCGCUGUGUCCAUGUAGAGGCAGGGCUUAUAGCCAUUAGGCCACAGAGACUGAAGAGACACACUGGAGAUCAUCAGAGAAGCUUGUGCUGGCCGUAGAAACCAAACUUUAGGUCAAAUCAGAAAGAGGAGUUUUGAUGUUAUUGCUGCAGUCACAGGUGUUUCACUGUAAAAGGCCACAUAGUGUGUGUGUGUGUGUUUUGCUUUUUUUUUUUUGGUAAAAUACUUUGCAAUAAUAUUUUGGUUAGUAUUUAUAUGUACACUAACUAGCCACAUGGACAAAUAGGAAAGAUCUUUUCCGAGCUUCAUGUGUCCAGUUUUGCUGAGCCUGUCUCCACGUUCCUGUUCCUGGCUGACAGAAGUGGAACCCAGUAUGAAAAUCCCAGCUCUCAGUAGUUUUUGAAAUACUCAGUCCAACUUCUCUGGCACCAGCAACCACAGUCACAGUAACAGAGAUCUCGUUUCACCUCCCUUACAGUUUUUAUCCCUUGCUGGCCAAAAGGCCCAAAGGGGGAUUAUGUUGGGGCGAUGUCUGUCUGUCUGUCCCGGGAAGGGUGCUCACCUUCUGAAAUCAACACCUCUCUCAAUUUUUGGGCGAAUUUCUUGAAGCUUGGCAAAAGGCCUUGUUAUAUGACAGUAGUACGCAGAUUGCGAUUUAAUUUCUUUUGUGAAAAAUUUCCCAGAGUUUUGACCCUUGUACUUUUGACAAUUUCUUGAGGGUGUACGUUCUUCUGAAAUCAACUCCUCACAUAAUUUGUGGAGGAAUUUCACCAAACUUGGCAGGAUUCUUCGUUAUAUAUCAGUAGUACGCAUAUGGUUAUUUUGUUCAAUUCAGUCACAUUUUACCAGAGUUACAGCCCUUGAUUAACAACCUUGUAGUUUCACAAUUUCAUGAAGGUGUGUUUGCCUUCUGACAUCAACUCCUUUCACAAUUUUUGGACGAAUUUCUCGAAGCUUGGCAAAAGGCCUUGUUAUAUGACGGUAAUACGCAGAUUGCGAUUUAAUUUCAUUUGUGAAAAUUUUCCCAGAGUUUUGACCCUUCAUUAAAUAACUUGUACUUUGACAAUUUCAUGAGGGUGUACGUUCUUCUGAAAUCAACUCCUCUCACAAUUUGUGGAGGAAUUUCACCAAACUUGGCAAAAGGCUUUGUUAUAUGACAGUUAUACGCAUAUUGAAAUUUCGUUCAAUUUGGGCAAAUUUUACCAGAGUUAUCUCAUCUCAUCUCAUUAUCUUUAGCCGCUUUAUCCUGUUCUACAGGGUCGCAGGCAAGCUGGAGCCUAUCCCAGCUGACUACGGGCGAAAGGCGGGGUACACCCUGGACAAGUUGCCAGGUCAUCACAGGGCCGACACAUAGACACAGACAACCAUUCACACUCUCAUUCACACCUACGGUCAAUUUAGAGUCACCAGUUAACCUAACCUGCAUGUCUUUGGACUGUGGGGGAAACCGGAGCACCCGGAGGAAACCCACGCGGACACGGGGAGAACAUGCAAACUCCACACAGAAAGGCCCUCGCUGGCCACGGGGCUUGAACCCGGACCUUCUUGCUGUGAGGCUACAGCGCUAACCACUACACCACCGUGCCGCCUACCAGAGUUAUGCUCUUGAUUAUUAACAAACUUGUAGUUUGGCAAUUUCAUCAAGGUGUGCUUGCUUUCUGAAAUCAACUUCCCUCACAAUUUUUAUUAUCCCCCGCUGGCUGAAAGGCUAGAAGGGGGAUUAUGUCGUGGCGAUGUCCGUCCGUCCGUCUGGGGAAGGGUACUUACCUUCUGAAAUCAACUCCUCUCACAAUUUUUGGAGGAAUUUCAUGAAACUUGACAGGAUUCUUUGUUAUAUGUCGGUAAUACACAUAUAUUGUAAUUUCAUUCAAUUCAGUUGCAUUUUACUAGAGUUAUGGCUGAGUUGCCAGCGGGGGAUACUGUGCUCUCAGAGCACUCUUGUUCUGAAUUCCUAAAACACAUGGUCUGAAAUUUCCUCUUCUUUUCUCAAAAUAGUAAACCCCAAAAUUCAAGCUACACUUACAAAAUCUUUGACUUGUCUUGCAAAAUCAAACAAACAAUUGAUUCAAAACUAUUUUAUCUUUACUCAAAGCCAAACACUGCCGUCAGACAACACACAUAGCCAGCCAAUCAUUACACACUACAUAUAUAAAUGCAAAACACUGUACUCUGGGCAUAGCAUAAGAAAAAUCUUUAUUUACUGUGGGCUUUUUGCAUAUUCAUGCACUUACGAAAAUUUACAUGUAAACAAGAAAACAUGCAGCAAAAAUAAAAAAAAACUGCCUUAUGAUUUUACAGUAAGCAAUGUCAAUCAUUCAUUCUGCUUCAGCGUCAUGCCUCUAAGCUGGGUCAGGCCACAGGACUUCAUCUACGUCACAGGCAAUCUUCUCCCUUGCUAAGAAAUGGGAAAAGAAUCCUUUGGCAUGCUGAAUCCAGCCUGGAAAAUAUUUAAUUCAUAUCACACGCUGCAUCUAUUGAUUGGAGCAGAUUUUCCCAGGUAUAGGGGUUUCUGUCAUAUACUUUCCACCGCCAUGCUGAGAAAAACUCUUCUAUAGGGUUUAGGAAGGGAGAGUAUAGUGUAAGGAAAACAUUUCUAAAACACUGGUUAUUGACGAACCGUUCACAUAUUCUUGGACGACAGUGAAAGCUUACGUCCCAAAUGGCAGCAAAACAGGAUGCUCUUUCUGCUCAGGUCUGAGCAAACCAGCCUAUUGACCAUCCAGAAAUGUUAGAAGACAUUCAGUGUUGUAUGACCCUAACGUGUCAUGGCGGUGGAGAACCCCAUAGCCCAUGUUUACAUUAGACCGUAUCAGCGGAUCAUCAGAUUAACGUUUUUAAAACGAUUAGUGUGCACACAGCAACACCAAUACAUGAUUUGCGUGCACACAGCAAUACCAAUACACGGAUACGCUCAGCUCCGCAGGCAUCCUGCACUCCAAAUCACUCCGCCCUGAACAGCGAGUGCCCUCUGGAGGGUGCGCACUCCGGCCUUGCGCAGCUCACAGAGCACGCGAGUGAAGUGAACAAGCUGUGAUUCGGGACUGAGCCGCUGUGUGUGUGAUCCCAGCGCAUAUCACUUACCACUUGCAAGUGGAAGGAUGGCAAGCCUAAAGA
Molecule: messenger RNA, 6384 nt
Organism: Neoarius graeffei (lesser salmon catfish)
Lineage: Eukaryota; Metazoa; Chordata; Actinopteri; Siluriformes; Ariidae
Gene: bbs1
Product: Bardet-Biedl syndrome 1
Exons: 17
Coding region: 1637-3223 (528 amino acids)
Biological process (GO): protein localization to cilium; non-motile cilium assembly
Cellular component (GO): BBSome; axoneme; centrosome
Molecular function (GO): smoothened binding; patched binding
Source: RefSeq, a predicted model, not a curated record